This is a messenger RNA of Cuscuta campestris, 2370 nucleotides long. The record is from the annotation of a GenBank genome assembly. NCBI's taxonomy places the organism in Eukaryota, Viridiplantae, Streptophyta, Magnoliopsida, Solanales, Convolvulaceae.
AGUGCCGACCAAAAGAAAAAAAACGGCAAUUCAACGCCGCACAGCAACGGGAAAUACACUGAAAGCUACUCAGGCAGCGCGUGCGGCUCAGUCGCUCCUCCGCCGCUCGUCCAAAGAAGUCCAUCUGCAAGACGGAGAUAUCCGCCGCUCGUUUGUCUCUUGGGCAGAGCAAAGCUCUCAAAUCUCAGGCGUGUCCCCGAAACUUUCGCCCGAAUCUCGGCACACAUUUCUCCGUUUUCGGCAUUUGUAACUUCAUCGCCGGUGGAUUACUAGUAGUAGUAGUAGUAGUUCGGGAAUGGAGACGAGGAGAACUGACAGCCCGGUGCCCACGCGCCAUUGGAGAACCGAAUCUGGAGUUCUCAACCCUCCGGCAGCGGCGCGUCCGCACCACGGUCGCUCCUCCUCCGUUUCCGGCAUGUCCAGCGUUAAGCGCACUCAGAAUGUUGCGGCCAAAGCGGCUGCGCAACGGCUUGCUCAAGUCAUGGCCUCCCAAGCUGCCGCCGGCAAUGAGGAGGAGGAGGAGGAAGAUGACGAUGACCUGGGGUUCCGAUUCACUCCUCAGCCUCUAUCUAGAACCGCCUCGGGUCCUCCCGCUAACAGUGGCAACAGAAUUAAUGGCAAUGCAGCCAAGGCUUCUGCUCCCUCAAGUAAGAUCAGUAGCAGAUCCUCUUCUCCUUCGGUAGCUCGAAACAUGGUGGAAGAAGCUCCAUCUCUUCAGUCACUGUCAGCUGGGAGGCCUGUAAUGUCAACUCGACCAGUACCAGCAGUACCAACUAGCCGACCAUCAUCAAAGACUCCAGUGGUCAUGCCACUAAUUGAUCCGCCCUCCAACAAAGCACAAGAGAAAAGAUUUUCACCAAACCUGGGGCAAGCAAGUUUAAGAGAUAGGGGGGAUCAGCAUGGCACUUCUGCACUCCACGAUGAACUUGAUAUGUUACAAGAAGAAAAUGAGAAUCUUCUUGAAAAGCUUAGGAAUGCUGAGCAGCUUUUCAAAGAAGCAGAAGCUAAAGUAAUAGAGUUUGAGAAGCAGGUUGCUGCUCUUGGGAAAGGAGUAUCUUUAGAAGCCAAGCUAUUGAACAGAAAAGAAGCAGCUUUGCGCCAAAGGGAGGCUGCACUAAAAGAAGCAAAAUCAAAAGAGGGUGUAGAUGGGGAGCUUGCAGCCCUACGUUCUGGUGUAAUGAAUGCAAAAAAUGAGGCGGAAGCUGUGGCCGAUAGACUUAAAGGGACUCAAUCUGAAGUUAAAGCUUUGCGAUCUAUGACACAAAGAAUGGUUUUAACCCAGAAUGAAAUGGAAGAAGUUGUUCUCAAGAGAUGUUGGCUUGCUCGUUAUUGGGGUUUAGCUGCUCAGUAUGGUAUCUGUGUGGACAUUGCUUUUACAAAGCAUGAAUAUUGGUCAUCUUUAGCUCCUCUUCCUUUCGAAAUAGUUCUCUCUGCUGGACAAAAAGCUAAGGAAGAAUAUAGGCAAACAGGUGAUGACAAUCCAGAUAAGGGCAAACAUGUUCAGGAUUUUAGUGAUCUGACUGGCGAGGGAAACAUUGAGAGUAUGCUUUCAGUUGAAAUGGGAUUGAAAGAGCUUACUUCACUGAAGGUUGAAGACGCAAUUGUCCUUGCACUGGCUCAACAACGGCGAGCAAACUCUGCCCGAAUGUCAAUCUCAGAUCUCAAGUCACCUGGUGGUGAUCCAAAGUAUAUGGAAGCAAUUGAUCUGAGCCCUGAGGAGUCCGAAGAUGUGCUCUUCAAGGAGGCAUGGCUAACUUAUUUUUGGAGAAGAGCCAAGGCCCAAGGCAUAGAGGAGGAAACUGCAGACAAGCGGCUUCAGUUUUGGAUAGGCCGUAGCGCGCAAUCCCCAACUUCACACGAUGCUGUAGAUGUUGAGCAAGGCCUAAUGGAGCUGAGGAAGCUGGCCAUUGAGAAACGCCUAUGGGACGCAUCUCGCAAAGAAACUGACAACUGACAGCUCAAAAAAGCAAGCGCUUCUCUGCCAAUCUGUUUGUAUGUAUUUACUUCCCUUCCCACGUCACGCCAUACUAUUUCUUGCUAAAGAAUUGUUAUUAUCACGCUAACCAUUAAUCAUUAUCAGCACGUUAAGCCCAUCUAGUCCGCGUCGGUGGCUUUAAACUUGUACUCCCCAUUAGUUGUAUAAAAUUAGUUGAUGAUUUUGUUUAGUAUAAGGUCUUGUUUGAGUUUGUAUGUAAUUUUCUUUGCGCCACGCCAACAUAUUUAUGGGCACAUUAGUGCCGUUUGUGGGAAGCCAUGAGACAUAACCCCAUAAGUAGACAGAUGGGUCUAUUUGAGGAGACUAAUCUCUGCAUUUUUUGGGCAAGGACUAAUAAAUUGAAUAUUUGUGUGAAAUACAAAUAUGGAAUUGUU